Zalophus californianus (California sea lion) is the source of this 2101-nucleotide messenger RNA. It is a transcript of the gene FBXO7, whose product is annotated as F-box protein 7. The transcript has 9 exons. The record is from RefSeq and is a predicted model, not a curated record. Gene Ontology annotation, molecular function: protein kinase binding. The coding region runs from base 219 to 1790 and encodes 523 amino acids. Gene Ontology annotation, biological process: positive regulation of autophagy of mitochondrion; autophagy of mitochondrion. NCBI's taxonomy places the organism in Eukaryota, Metazoa, Chordata, Mammalia, Carnivora, Otariidae.
GGGGCCUGGCUGGGCAGCCGCCCGCCCGAGGGUGGGCUCUAGGGGGCGCCCUCAUGAGAGGGGCGGGGCGCUCCUGUUCCAGAGACCCGCCGGCAGGGGCUGCGGCGGCUCCUUGUCUCCGCUAGUCCUCUGGUAGUCGCCGCUGCGGGCCCGCCGCCGCGCCGUCGUCACCGUCGCCGCCUCCGGGUCCGGGCCCCCGGGGCCCUCCCGCCGCCACCAUGAAGCUGCGGGUCCGGCUACAGAAGCGGACCUGGCCGCUGGAGAUGCCAGACGCGGAGCCGACGCUGGGUCAGCUACGCGCGCACCUGAGCCAGGCCCUGCUGCCCACUCGGGGCUUCAGUUCUGAUACCCGGUUUGCAAUCACAUUGAACAACAAGGAUGCCCUCACUGGAGAUGAAGAGACCCUGGCUUCAUAUGGGAUUGUUUCUGGGGACUUGAUAUGUUUGAUUCUUGAAGAUGCCAUUCCAGCACCUAACUUACCUUCAUCCACAGAUUCAGAGCAUUCCUCACUCCAGAAUAAUGACCAACCCUCUUUGGCCGCCAGCUCCAAUCAGUCCAGCAUACAGGAUGAACAGCCCAGUGCUUCAUUCCAAGGACAGGCAGCCCAAACUGAUGUCUGCAAUGAUGACAAUAUGUCGGGGCCUAGUCAGACUUUGGAAGCUGGGUCAGUUCAAGAUGUUGUGGAUAUGGAGGAGGGCACAGGUGUGUUUCCCUCAGAACCGAUGCUCUGCAGUGAGUCGGUGGAAGGGCAGGUGCCACAUUCAUUAGAGAUCCUGUAUCAGUCAGCGGACUGUUCUAACGCCAGUGACGCCUUGAUAGUAUCGGUACAUCUUCUCAUGUUGGAGUCAGGUUACAUACCUCAGGGAACGGAGGCGAAAGCUCUGUCCAUGCCCGAGCACUGGAAGUCAGGCGGUGUGUAUAAGCUGCAGUACACGCACCCUCUCUGUGAGGGUGGCUCCGCCAUUCUCACCUGUGUGCCUUUGGGAACCCUGGUUGUCAUAAACGCUACACUAAAGAUCAACAGUGAGCUCACAAGUGUGAAAAGAUUGCAGCUGCUGCCAGGAUCAUUUAUUUGCAAAGCAGAACCAGGGGAAAAUGUAGCCACGGUAUACAAAGAUCUUCAGAAGCUCUCUCGUCUCUUCAAAGACCAGCUGGUGUAUCCUCUUCUGGCUUUUACCCGACAAGCGCUGAACCUGCCAGAUGUAUUUGGGUUGGUAGUCCUUCCGUUGGAGCUGAAGCUGCGGAUCUUCCGACUUUUGGAUGUUCGUUCAGUUCUUUCUUUGUCUGCAGUUUGUCGUGACCUCCUUAUUGCUUCAAAUGACCAGCUGCUGUGGAGGUGUUUAUAUCUGCGGGAUUUUCGAGAUGGUGCUGUUAGAGCUCGAGACACAGAUUGGAAAGAACUGUACAGGAAGAGGUACAAACAGAGGAAAGAAGCUCAGAGAGGGCGUCAUGUGCUGUUCCCGCCCUUGCCGCCCCAGCCCCCCCCGUUCGGCCCUGGCCCCUGGCACCCCAGGCCUUUUCCUCCCAGCUCUCUCCUUCCUCCAGGAAUUAUUGGUGGAGAAUAUGAUGAAAGGUUGACACUUCCCUUUGUUGGGGACCCCAUCAGUUCACUCAUCCCUGGGUCCGGGGAGACACCAGGCCAGUUCCCUCCAUUCAGACCGCGUUUUGAUCCAAUCGGCCCGCUUCCGGGACCUAACCCCACCUUGCCAGGGCGAGGUGGCCCGAGUGACAGACGUCCCCUCCGGCCCAGCAGGGGUUGGCCAACUGACAGCCGGCUACCGUUCAUGUGACUGGUUUGUAAUCUCACUUCUGGAGCUUGUUUGGUUUUUCUUUUUUAAAACCACAGCUGUCAUCUUGUCGGGGUGCUGAUCUCUAGUGUUUUCUGAUUGUGAUGGUGAGGAAUGCACUCACACUGGCCUUUCAGUAAAUCUACUCAAAGCUCCAGGGGUGCUAGGGCCCAGAGGGUCCUGUAUGACUGGCUUGGCCUGGGACAUAGUUGGCUCCUGACCUCCCCGCUCUGAGUUCCCCUCUUGAGUGAAGGUUGUUCACUGAUAAAUGUUCUGCAUCAAAUUAAAAAAAAUUUAAGUAUAAAUCACAUGGC